AUGGCUACUGUUGACGACAAGGAGCCAAAUCAGAGAGACUUCGACAACGACGAUGACGACUAUGCGUGGGAAACUAGCUCAGUGGCAUCCUUUCAAUCGUCAGCAACCACUCUGAUUGAGGGUUCGACUUCGACACCGGUCACAUCGGGCUUGGGCAACGCGAUAUCAUUCUUGUCCGAAAAUGAUACUUUAUAUCCGCUCUUCAAAGCGGCCAUGCAGACGCCUGGAGUGGGACUUGACAGACUGCGGAGGAACCUGACCCGGAUAUUGCGAAACUUGGGCCUGGAAUUAGCAGUAGAAGCGACAUCCAAGGAAGAAGCUCUGUCCGCUGUGUUUUUCCGUAUCUACCGGCUGGCAAUCGCGUCAGGAGUCACUUCGAGAAUCGCCGAAAAGAGCCUCGCGCCCAUCGCCCUCGACCAGCCGAGGACCAACAAAUCAGAGGAUUUUCCAGGCACCCUGUAUGAGGAUCCUCGUCCAGAUGAAGUUGCACAGCUCGAGCAGGAAGAUGACAACCUUGACCAGGGAGAAGGCGAUGAUGCUCCCGAGGAGAAGGACGAACAAACGAACGAGUUGGACUUUGAGUCUAUCAGGGCCUUUGUUCUCUCCAGCGGGGCGUUCGAAAACAUGACGAGGAGGCUGUCCGAUUUCGUCAACCCUACUUUCCGCACCCUCGCCCAGAAGCUUGUUGCGAAGGUCCUCGAAGGCAAGGACACAUUGGAGGACCAGUAUUGGAUCGACAUGAAGGACAAGAUGCAAGUCGUUCUGACGGAGCUGGAAGAGUCGAGUCCUGAAAACGUGAUGCUGGACGUCAGAAGCACACCAAAAAGGCUCGAUGUAUUCCAAACUUGGGUGGAAAGAAUGACCAAGGAGGAUUGGGAUUGGUGGCCGCUACCAUCUCCCAAGUGUGCUUUGAGCUCCACUGAGGCGCGAGUUGGGUGGCGCUGUUAUCCUCUCGCAAGCCGGAACCAUACAGCCUCAGCAACCAACCCGGCAUCAGACGCUCCGCCGACGUCUUCGAAAAUCGAUAACACCUCAUCGCUAGGAACAAGAUCCAUCAAGUCUUCCAGCGCCAACGAAUUAUCAAAGCUGCCUGGCCCAAUGUCCUCGCCUAGCCAGGAGAAUCAGACUGGUCAGAAGCGCGAUUAUCCUCGGCCGAGGUACAUCUUCUUGCUCGCGACCACGGGUCGGCAUCGGCUCAGGCAACUACCCUCGCUCUACCUAGACACCGCAGACUUUGGCCAAGAGUUGCGAAAGGCGUACCGCGAGCUCAAAGGCUUCUGGAGGUGGUGGUUCUCGCCUUACAACUUCUCUCACUGCGAGUUUGUGCGUUUUGAAAAAUUCUGCCGCAAUGGCUUCGCCCACCGUGGCCUCGAAGUCCCAAGCACAUCUCAAAAGGACUACUACUACAACCCACGUCCCGCCCUUCGCGAACCCCCCGUCUCUCCCGAAGAAUUCAGCCACGUGUUCCACUACACGGCCAAGAGCGAGUCUGUCCUCUGGAACUCGCUCGGCCUGCCGUUCUACGAUACAGUGGAGGCGCUGAGCGACGAUACCGUAGGCUGCAUACCGCAGCGGUACCACUACCUCGACGAGCGGAGUAAUCGCAAAGAGGACUUUUGGGGCCUGUAUAUCCGGGAACGGCGGUCUGCGCUGAUGACGUCGGUGUAUAUCCUGUUGUGCCUUUCGCCGUUUUUCGUGUUUUGCUUUUUGUACUUGUUUGGAGUUAUUUCGGGAGAUAUACAGAAUGCGACAACGCCGCUUGCGUUGGCAUUGACUGCUCUUGGAUUGUUUUUGGGAUCUAUGAUUAAGUCUUAG
Molecule: messenger RNA, 1815 nt
Organism: Colletotrichum fioriniae
Lineage: Eukaryota; Fungi; Ascomycota; Sordariomycetes; Glomerellales; Glomerellaceae
Source: RefSeq, a predicted model, not a curated record